This is a messenger RNA of Salmo salar (Atlantic salmon), 2784 nucleotides long. Its product is annotated as leucine-rich repeat-containing protein 58. NCBI's taxonomy places the organism in Eukaryota, Metazoa, Chordata, Actinopteri, Salmoniformes, Salmonidae. Gene Ontology annotation, molecular function: protein binding. The record is from RefSeq and is a predicted model, not a curated record.
UUCAUGACACCCACAUGCAACUCGGGCCAUUGGCAUUGGACUCCUCUCUUUAUUUGGAGAACUACAAAGAGUGCAAUCACCAGUUUGUCCAGAAUAUUGAAGAGUAGCCUACGCUGCGAAAUGGAUUUGCAUGAAGGAGCCGCACACGGUGAGGGUGUUUUAGACUUGUCGCGUCUGAAUUUGAACACUUUGAGCUUGGUCAACAUCAGCGAGGAGCGAAAGAUGGGCACCAAGCAGUUGUAUCUAAGCUUCAACCGACUGCCCUCGCUUCCCGGAUCGGUUUGCAUGUUCUCCAACCUCGAGUUUCUUGACAUUAGCAACAACGGACUAUCGGUCAUCUGUGAAGGCAUUACUUGGUUAACGAAGCUCAGAACACUAAUAGCCAAGAACAACCGUCUGGACGAAUUCUCGCUUCCCAAGGAAUUCGGGUCUUUGCCGUUGGAGGUGUUGAAUCUAAGUGGCAAUAGGUUUGAGGAGAUGCCAGCGCAGUUCCUGAAGUUGCAGCGGCUACAAUCACUUUCCCUGGGGGGAAACAGACUCCAAAGUAUUCCAGCGGAAAUUGAGAUUUUAACCAGUCUUGAGAUGCUGUAUUUGGGUGGUAACCUGAUCACCUCUAUUCCUCCUGAGCUGGCCAACCUGCCCUACCUCAGCUAUCUGGUCCUGUGUGACAACCGCAUACAAGGUGUACCCCCGCAGCUCACCAGGCUCCACUCCCUGCGCUCCCUGAGUCUGCAUAACAACCUGCUGACCUACCUGCCCCGGGAGAUCCUCAGCCUGGUGCGCCUGCAGGAGCUCAGUCUCCGCGGCAACCCCCUAGUGGUGCGCUUCGUCAAGGAGAUGACCUACGACCCCCCAUCACUGCUGGAGCUGGCGGGUCGUACCAUCAAAAGCCGUAACGUUCCAUACUCAUCCUGCGACAUGCCCUCUCACCUGUUGCACUACCUAGACCUGGCCAGCAAGUGUCCCAAUCCUAAGUGUGCCGGCGUGUACUUUGACUCGUGCGUGCGCCACAUCAAGUUUGUGGACUUCUGUGGGAAGUACCGGCUGCCCCUCAUGCACUACCUGUGCUCCCCAGAGUGCACCUCACCUUGCAGCUCCAACCCCCAGAGCGACGCUGAGUCAGAGGAUGAGAUCAGCGUGCCCGCCUACCGCCUGCAGAGGGUGCUGCUGGGAUAGCAGGAAGUGGAAGGGCCUACAGUCCUAACCAUGUCAACAACCUCAGAACCCGUCUUUCUCUAUGUGACUGGACGGUACUGUAGGGAUGAAAUCUGACCCCUCUGGUCUCGUGUGUGUGUGUGUGUGUGUUUGAUGCAAGAUGCUAGACGCACAAAGACAUACACUCACACACAAACACACUCACACGUGCGAGAUAUCCGGUUGUCAAUGUGGACCUAAACCAGGACAAAUGUCUUUAGGUGGGUAUGUCCCCUGGAACCCAUUGACACAGUCACUAUAGCCAUCUAAAACUGGGGGACAAAUGAUGUGAGGGAUCUUACCUCUAUUUCUCAGUAACACUACAGAUCACUGAUGCCUUCAGACUUUGAGCAGUGCCUUUAACAGAUGAAGCAUUACACACCAUUCCUGAUGGUUUCAUGGGUAAACAUAGGAGGGCAGUAGAAACCAUAACUUUGCCAACUCGCUAUGUGAGCUAUUGGAAGGUUUUUCAUGAUUUUAGAACACUAUCACACCAUUCCUUAGAGUCAGGAUAUGAACAAUUUAAGAUUUCUAAUGGCCUGAAAACAGAAAGUGUGUGACCCGUUCUUUGUAAAAGCUUUGUUUUUCUCUCACAUACAGGAAGUCGAUCUAGGCCAGGCAGAGUGUGAAUGGACGCCUGAAAGGAGAAAAUCAAACGUAUCUGACAAGAUACAAUGAAUGUUUGUAUUUCCAGCUCUUGGUUUUCUCAAAAUUUGACAGAUAUAGAUAUAUGUAUUAACACUUUGUAUGUUGGAACAUUUAGACAACUUCUCCAGAAGGUACAUGUUUAAGGUAACUGGAAGAAUAAUACAGUAGCUGGCCUUUCAAUAAUGCUGGUCUAUUGUUACAGUACCAUGUAGUAGUGCUUUUGAAUGUAUGUCUAUAUGCCUUAUUGAAGAGAAAGGGAAUUCUAGAAAGAAAACAAAGUGAGAAAAGAACAGAACAAAACAAACAAUUUUUCUUGUACCCUGAAAUAUGUAACAAUUCACUUUUUUAAAUGUUCUAUUUAUGAUCCGUUAACACUUAACUUGACAUCUAGUGUCAUAACAUGUUAUGAAACAUACAUAACAGCUGACAUAACCUGUCGUAACACUGUCAUGACACAUAUUUAGACCUCUUGUGACAUUGCGUUAUUUUAUUGCUGGUUAUGACCCCUACAUAAAACCUACCACAAAAGGCAAAACAUCCAUUACACCAUAACCUACAUCAACAGUAUUUUUAUGUUAUAUAACAUUUUCUGAAAUGUACUCUAUUAAAUUAUCAUUGUAAUUGUGCACACAUUGAUGUCAGACAUGCAGCUACCACAAUGUUCUGUUGCUGAUGACUGGGAUCAGAUUUCAGGAGCAGGACUGAUGACUAACAUAGGCCUAUCAUGUACAUGCUCUUAUCUGGCAUAUAUGAUUCUGAUGGUCAUAAUGCUUCUUGACAGUGUCCAAGUGAAGUGACAUAGGAUGGUCAUAGUGCUUCUUGACAGUCAUAAAGUGUAUUUUCUACAUGUUUUUUAUAUGAUGGGGGAAACAUGAUUCUUUAGAAUCAAUUUCAACAAACAAUUUAAGAAACUAACUUUCCAACUAAAUCAAACUAAAUCAA